AUGGAAUGCUGGCUGUUGGCGCUGUGUUCAAACACAGGUGCUGGAAGCAGACGGGCACGAGUUUGCAGUUUGCACACCGCGGAUAUUGUCAAGAGUGGUGCGCUGGACCUCGUCGUCGGCCGUGACGACGGCAACGUGGAGCUUUGGGGCCUGGGCGAUGCUGCGGCAUUUGCCUCGCAGCGCUUAGAGCAGGCUCCGACACCUUUGUGGGAGACCUGCUUGCAAGAAAGUAUCCAAUCCUUGAGCUCGGGUCACAUCACUGGUGGCGAUUACGUCGAAGUGGUCCUGGCUACAUUUGGUGGCAAAGUCUUAGCCUUCACACCGAGCGGCGCAGCUCGCGAUCCAACGGGCACGCACAUGGCACAACAAGAGGAGAAGGAGGAAGCCGGCUCAUCCUUGGUUUCACGAAUGGUCAAGGGCUCGAAAACAGCUGAGUCGGAACAAGCCGAACUGCGACACGAAAGGUCUCGCCGUUUUCAGGUCUUGGAGCAAGAGGUUGCCCGACUCAAAGCUGAGUCUGACAAGGCGAGGAAAGAGUACCAGAACCUCUCUUCUGAGCAGAUUGCGAUGCAAACAACCACAAAGGUGACGCAUAGGUUCGGCCUAGCAAGCGAGGAGGCCUGCUACAUCCUCACG
This is a messenger RNA of Symbiodinium necroappetens, 636 nucleotides long. NCBI's taxonomy places the organism in Eukaryota, Dinophyceae, Suessiales, Symbiodiniaceae. The record is from the annotation of a GenBank genome assembly.